AAUGCCAAUCGAUACAUUUUUCAGCGAAGUACCGAUAAUUUACCCAGUAUCGGUGGUAUCAAUUUCUGUGGUAUCGCGUACCUAGAAGCAUGAUAAUAAAAUGAAAAUUCAUUUUAUUACCCAUGCUAGAAGUGACCAAAUGUAAUGCUGUGAGCCUGUGACAAAGAAUCAAGAACUCUUACAGACAUGGAGGGAUGUUUAAAAUUGUUACCUCGUAACUGUUAUAACACGUAUAGUUCAGUCGCUCUUGCUUUGUUUGUAGCAAUUGGCGUUGUUCUGGUUGGAAUCGCGAGUGAUUACGAGUCGAGAUCAAGUCUAGAAUGUGACCCAAACAAGUCUUUUACAAGCACUCUAUCGAAGCGGAAGUACGUUGAAACACAGUGUCUUCUUAAAUAUGGACACGAAUUCCUCCCUUCGUUAUCUCUCAAUGUUCUGAUUGUGAUAAGUUUUGGACUUGUGGUUAUACUUUCUGUGGUCUACGGUUUCCUGGUGAAACAUAGAGUCGACAUUUUCUCAAAUAACCCAAACACAAUGGCGAGCGUGGGCGUAGAAGAAUGCCAACCACUGUCUAGAGAAUCGCCAGCUGCACCAGUGGCCUAUCGAGGUAGUUAUUUUGUAUUUAUGGCUUACAUGAUCCAUUUAAUCGUAUGUCGUAUAAUACCACUGACAAUAUUCUCAGCAUUUCUCUUAACCUCGUCCAAUUUUCCGACCCAUUUUGAAUGUCGUUUGCCCCAUAUGAAAACAACUGGUACUUUCCAUGAGAACAUUACACAAGCAACUACGAAUUCUUCAUCUGUGGACUGUACCUAUUCAAUGGGUGGGAAGAAAGAGCAAGUUGCUGUUGGCUUCAUUACGAUAAAUUUCCUCGCCGAUGCAGUGACACUCAUGGAGAUUGUUUACCUGUUGUGGUCUGCAUUGAAGAGACCCACUUUCCAUACUGAUCAGGAGUUCAUUAGCGUAUACCUUUUAAGAAAGCGUACAGAAACGAUCCUAGAAAUAAAUCAAGAGUUAAGGCAAAUUAUACGGGAGGAGCAAUCCCAAAAUUUAUUUUACGUGCGGGAUGACUUUGGAGGGGAAUAUUUGUCACGUAGGGAACUGGAUGACAUUUAUAUUAAUGUUGUAAUUCAAGAUGGAAGAGAGCCUGUCGACUAUUUUAGAAGAGCAUUUAUGAAAUGUAGACAUGAGAUUUACGAUAUUCAAUUGGAAAAGCCCCCUGAUGCAAAAGUCCUUCAGAGUACAGUGGAAUUAUUUCAAGCAGCAAAAGCUGGUGAAGAACCUCCUAGAACUGUUCUUGUAGUCGGCAGACCAGGAAUUGGGAAAACUCUACUGACCAAAAAAAUUUUUAAUCAGUCACAUCAAGAUGAAACAUCCCUAUUUUGGUAUGAAAAGAUUCUGGUAUUGAUUCAAUUUCGUAGUCUAAGCAAAGGUGAAACAAGUCUUCAAGAAAUAUUAAGUCAGGCCUAUGGUCUUGAUAUGUCAUCACCUCAUUGCGACAUGACCAUCUAUGAAUAUAUUUGCAAAAACCCAAGCAAUGUCAUUCUUAUUUUUGAUGGCUUAGAUGAACAUGAAUUUGAUGAAGAGUGUUUAACUGAUGAAAAGAUUGUAAACAGCCCAGAAGAAAUGUGUCAUAUCUUCCUUAUUGUUAAACAUUUAGUGAAUGGCAAACUUUUACCUGGAGCCACUGUGUUAAUCACAUCUCGACCCACAGCUGAACAUGUGUAUAAAAAUCUUGAUUUCACACGAAAAGUGGAGAUAUUAGGCUUUAGUGAGAAACAAAUAGAAGAGUAUGUUGGGAAAUUUUGUGGUGAUGAUACACAGAGAAGUUUUGAGAUAUGGAGCAUAAUCAAAGAUUCCCCAGAACUAUUAAGCUUCUGUUACAUACCUGUCAAUUCCUAUAUAGUGUGCUUGACAUUCAAUGAAAGCAUUGGUUUUGGUGGCCAAGUGAAUGGUGAAAGAUAUAGUAAUAUUCCUAAAACAAUGACUGAACUGUACAAACGAGCAAUAAGGAUUUUGCUGUUCAAACACAAUUCAAAAUACCGGAAUAAACAAGUUCCAAGAGAUUACCUGACUGCAAAACUUCCAAAGCCGCUUCAAGAGGACUUAGACAAAUUGAAAAAAAUUGCAAAGGAUGGAAUGGAAAAAGAUCAGUUACUUUUCCAGUUUGAGAGUAGUGAUAAAUCUAUGGCUGGCCUAUCAGAUUCUGGUCUAUUCAAUCAGUUGGAAGACAAAAGACGGAGUAUUUUUGCUUUUCUUCAUCUUACAAUUCAAGAGUUUCUGGCUGCAUUAUAUGUGGUUGAUGAUAUUAGAAACGUUGAAUCUUUUUUAUGGGAGCACAUUAAUAAACCCAGGUGGCAUUUGGUGAUCCAGUUUGUAGCUGGGUUGCUUGGAGAUAGAAUGAGGGAGUUAAGGUCAUCGGAAAAUAAAGAAUGGGAGAUAUUCGAUUUUAUAUGUCAGAGAUUUCAAGACUGGAUGCCAUAUAAACGAUGUAUUGACAAGAGUAAUGACAAAGCUUUACUCGUGAUAAAAAGUGUUUGGGAAAUGCAAGAAGAUCACGUCAUGGAAAUGAUUUCGUCGUUUGCGUCUGAGGAUGAUAAUGAAACAUUUACUUUGUUACAAUUAAAUAUUGCACCAGCAGAAUCUACGGCUUUGUUCAAAUUUUUAAGUCACAUCAAGAACUUAAAAAAUCUUGAAAUCUUUGGUUGUGAUUGGAUGAAGAUUAAUACUGUCCGUGAAUUGGCUGAGUUUCUGAAAAAUAACCAUGGUCUGGGGAGUGCCAACUGUGAACUUAUUGGACUAAAUGUAAAUGAUAAUAUUGGUUUAACAGGUGAAGGUGCUAAAUAUUCAAGUCAUGCCCUGAAGAGCGACAACUGUAGUAAACUUACUAAACUUGAUGUAACUGCCAACGAAUUAAUACCUGAAUUUGCUAAAUAUUUAAGUGAUGCUCUUAAGAGUGACAACUGUCAACUUACUAAAUUAUAUCUAAGUCACAAUGAUUUAAAAUCUGAAUUUGUUGAAUAUUUAGGUGAUGCUCUGAAGAGUGACAACUGUAAACUUACUGAACUAGAUAUAAGUAAGAAUCGUUUAUCAGAUGAAGGUGCUAAAUAUUUAAGUGAUGCCCUAAAGAGUGACAACUGUAAACUUACUGAACUAGAUAUAAGUCAGAAUCAUUUAACAGCUGAAGGUGUUGAAUAUUUAAGUGAUGCUUUGAAGAGUUUCAACUGUAAACUUACUAAACUUAAUGUAAGUGACAACAAAUUACCACCUGGUUUUGCUAAAUAUUUCCUUGAUGCUUGCCGGAAGAGUGACAACUGUAAACUUAUGGAACUAGAUGUAAGUGACAAUGGUUUAACAGUUGAAGGUGCGAAAUAUUUAAGUUAUGCUCUCAAAAGUGACAACUGUAAACUUUCUAAACUAGAUGUAGCCGCUAACUACAAUUUAACAGCUGAAGCUGCUAAAUAUUUAAGUGAUGCUUUGAAGAGUGACAACUGUAAACUUACUAAACUAGAUGUAGGUAACAACAAUUUAACAGCUGAAGGUGCUAAAUAUUUAAGUGAUGCUUUGAAGAGUGACAACUGUAAACUUACUGAACUAGAUGUAAGUGGCAAUGGUUUAACAACUGAAGGUGCUAAAUAUUUAAGUGAUGCCCUGAAAAGUGACAACUGUAAACUUACUAAUUUAAAUGUAAUUGGCAAUGAUUUAAAAGCGGAAGGUGUAAAAUAUUUAAGUGACGCCCUGAAGAGCGACAACUGUAAACUAACUAAACUAGAUGUAGGUCACAAUGGUUUAACAACUGAAGAUGCUGAAUAUUUAAGUGAUGCUCUGAAGAGUGACAACUGUAAACUUACUAAACUAGAUGUAAGUGGCAAUGGUUUAACAACUGAAGGUGCUAAAUAUUUAAGUGAUGCUCUGACGAAUAACAACUGUAAACUUGUUGAACUAGAUUUAAGUGACAUGGUUAAUGGUUUAACAACCGAAGGUGCUAAAUAUUUAAGUGAUGCUCUGAAGAGUGACAACUGUAAACUUACUAAACUAAAUCUAAGAGGCAGUGGUUUAACAACUGAAGGUACUAAAUAUUUAAGUGAUGCUUUAACGAAUAACAACUGUAAACUUAUCGAACUAAAUGUAAGUGGCAAUGGUUUAACAAUUGAAGGUGCUAAAUAUUUAAGUGAUGCUCUGAAGAGUGACAACUGUAAACUUGCUAAGCUAAAUGUUACCUGCAUUGAUUCAACAACUGAAGGUUCUAAAUAUUUAAGUGAUGCUCUGAAAGGUGACAACUGUAAACUUGCUAAGCUAAAUGUUACCCGCAACGGUUUAACAACUGAAGGUUAUAUAUUUAAGCGAUGCUCUGAAGAGUACUAGUGACAAUUGUUAACUGAUUUACUAUAAUGUAGGGUUCUAAUAGCUGCAGUCUGAAAACGCGUAAAAUGUUGUCAUAUGUUUUUUAAUUGUUAAGCUGCAUGUAUAUUGUAGGCAUUAAAUCAAUAUUUUUCUGGAUGACACGUUGAGUAUUUUAAUCUCGAAGUUUUUAUUGUCUUCUCUUCCAUAUCUCGAAGGCAAAAC
Dendronephthya gigantea is the source of this 4560-nucleotide messenger RNA. RefSeq names its product NACHT, LRR and PYD domains-containing protein 12-like. Lineage: Eukaryota; Metazoa; Cnidaria; Anthozoa; Malacalcyonacea; Nephtheidae. The transcript has 3 exons. Bases 187 to 4359 code for a protein of 1390 amino acids. The record is from RefSeq and is a predicted model, not a curated record. Gene Ontology annotation, molecular function: protein binding.